Aspergillus sclerotioniger CBS 115572 is the source of this 2431-nucleotide messenger RNA. Its product is annotated as guanine nucleotide exchange factor SEC2. The record is from RefSeq and is a predicted model, not a curated record. Gene Ontology annotation, biological process: exocytosis. Bases 133 to 2211 code for a protein of 692 amino acids. The transcript has 3 exons. Gene Ontology annotation, cellular component: Golgi to plasma membrane transport vesicle; cell tip. Gene Ontology annotation, molecular function: guanyl-nucleotide exchange factor activity. NCBI's taxonomy places the organism in Eukaryota, Fungi, Ascomycota, Eurotiomycetes, Eurotiales, Aspergillaceae.
GUCUCUGCCAGGAAUUGCAGAUGCGAACAGUUGCCAACCGGCUAUAUACGUGGUUGUGACACCCGCCCCCCCUCCCCAGUGUUGUGAUACCCUGUUCUUCUGCAGCUGCCGUGCCCACACCCCACGGUCAUCAUGGCUGAUUUUAUCGCUUUUCACACGUACUAUUCCCGCCAUAACUUCCUCACACCUUCGACAAUGCUUCCACGCCCCACCAGCCACAAACGGUCACAUUCCUCCGAGAAUAACUCUCUUUCUCCCGACAAAACCGUUACCAAAGCCAGGUCCACCAAUGAUCUGUCCGGCAUCGCGGCCGAAAAGCCGGCCCCCGGUCUCCGUUCUUCCAGUGUUGGAAAUUUCCAAGAAAGCAGCUUCAGCACCUUAAGGGACCCCAGGCUUGCGAGCCACUCGGAAGAGUCGGAGACGCCGGGUUCUACGCAGUCGCACCACCCAGAUCUGAGCAACGAGGUCGCAGCCUUGAGCGUCAAGCUUGUGCAGGCAAUCAAUAAUCAAACCACACUUGACGACAACCUCGUCGCAACCCGCCAGGAAUUGGAGCAGGCCCAAGCGAAGAUUCGGGUCCUUGAGUCGGAAAAUGAAAAUUAUCAGCGAGAUAUCGACCAGGAGGUCUUAAUCAAGAAGGCCGACGUCGACUACGAGAUGUUGCGCUUGCAAGCUGCCUUGGCAGAGGAAAAGGCGCAGCGCGCGCUCGCGGAAAAGGAAAAGAAGGGAAUCGAACAAGAACUGGAGACGUUGACUGCCGCACUCUUUGAAGAAGCCAACAAGAUGGUCGCUGCUGCUAAGCUCGAGCGUGAAGCGGUGGAGAAGAAAAAUGAACAGCUGCGCUCUCAAGUAAAAGACACUGAAGCACUUCUUGCAUCGCAUCAAGAGCAAUUGGCAGAGUUAAAAUCUGUGUUGCAGGCAUUAAACAUCUCCAAAGACGAUAUUGACGCCCGCACGAUCAACUCGACAGCGCCAUCGUCUCCAACGGCGCCGCGGCAUCCUCUGCACAUAAAAAAGAACUCCGAGACUCCCGACAUACCAGAGGAGACCGUGCCUUGUGAAGAAAUUACUCCAGGGCCGUCCACCAGUUUCCCUCACCUAAUUAAGUCGGUAUGUCGAACAGAUAUACAGGCGUACGAAGAUUUCCGAGAACUUUUCACAACAUCCAGAGCUUCCAAGCCCGCCAGCCGGGCCACAAGUGGGUCUUACGCUGGCUUGAAUGUCAUGAGCUUGGCUAGCCUGGGAAGCGGUGGGUUUGGUUCAGCGUCGUCAUCGCCCGCCAAAUCUCAGACACAUUCUCCCAAUGGCAGCGUGUCUUCUCCACAGCCCGUGACCUCUCACAUCCCUCUCAAGGAGACCCGCUUCUACAAGCGGGUGCUUGCCGAAGAUGUCGAACCAACCUUAAGGCUGGAUGCCGCACCUGGAAUAUCAUGGCUUACCCGACGCUCGGUUUUGAGCGGGAUCUGCGAGGGGAGUCUUUUGGUAGAGCCGAUGCCACCAUCAGCAAAGAAGUACGAGUUCCCGUGCUCACUAUGUGGCGAACGCAGAAAUGGUUCCAUCAACGAGAGGACUCAUCGGUUCCGGACGUCCGAUAGCGAGACUGCUCAACGAUACCCCCUAUGUGUGCUGUGUCUAGAAAAAGUGCGCUCAUGCUGCGAAUUUACUGGCUACCUUCGACUCAUCCUCGAUGGACAUGUUCGUAUCGGCGAUUCGGAAGAGGAAAAGGAUGCAUGGGAUGAAACUAUUCGGUUGAGGGAGAGAAUGUUCUGGUCGCGCAUUGGUGGUGGAAUCAUUCCUCUAUUCGCCCACAACAAUGGCUUUCAAGGGAAUAUCCCCACCUUUAAUGAGAAUGCAGAGGUUCUUGCCGCCGAGAGUCGUGAAGAGUGUCAGCGAUCCGUUAUCUCAACGAUUCCCGAGCACAUGACUAUACAAACCAAAAAUCUGGACGAAAUUGACAGUGAGCACGUUCAUGACGAGGGUUCCGUGGGAGACGACCCAUUUGUGUCUGCGCCUUCCGAGUCAGAAUCUACGGCCAGCAGCACGGCGGUCUCGCCAAUUGAGGCCAACGCACCAGUGGAGAAGGCAGACCUCGGGGAUGACAUGGACAAGCAGUCUAUUGUCCAAAUAGCUGCUUCUGAGACUACUCAUGAUGAAACUGAGACAGUCCAACCCACAGUUGAAGUUGACGCCGCAAAGAGCGGAGAUAACUGAUGUGAUCGAUGCUGAUUUGACCACGAUUGCUAUCGUUCGAAGACACGAACGUAUUUUCACUGCCUUGCACUCUACUUGAUUUUUGAUAUCAACUUCCAACUACCAUGCGCUUUUCUUCCCCCCCUCUUCAAACCUUUUUCUUCUCAUAUACCGAUCUAUUUCAACCAUGCCUGCUUGCUUAAUUCCUCACCGAUCCUGUCCUUUGCAUCCGAAGACAUUA